Photinus pyralis (common eastern firefly) is the source of this 1616-nucleotide messenger RNA. RefSeq names its product G-protein coupled receptor Mth2-like. The transcript has 6 exons. Gene Ontology annotation, molecular function: G protein-coupled receptor activity. The coding region runs from base 152 to 1540 and encodes 462 amino acids. Gene Ontology annotation, cellular component: membrane. Gene Ontology annotation, biological process: G protein-coupled receptor signaling pathway; cell surface receptor signaling pathway. The record is from RefSeq and is a predicted model, not a curated record. NCBI's taxonomy places the organism in Eukaryota, Metazoa, Arthropoda, Insecta, Coleoptera, Lampyridae.
CCGGCGAAAAUGGGAAAGUGGCAGUCGAUGUUUAAUUUUCACAUAAACCCGUUUACCUUGAUUUGGUCCUUGCCGAUAUAACGGACUGUUGCGAAAACGUCAGGUAGGAGAGGAAUAUAACUGUGCUGUAACAUCGCCAAAGCCUACCAGUAUGAUGCUCCUGGGAGCGUUGCUGAUUUACACGAAAUUCUCCUACAUUUCCUCGUUUUGCGAAGAACGUCAUCAGGAGAAGAUCCUCGCGAUCGCAAAUAACAUUUCUUACGUGAACAAGCAAUUUGCAUAUAACGGACUAAUCGAAGAUUGUGAGUGUGAGAAAAGUACGUGCGUUAGGAAGUGCUGUGACGCCAAUUAUGUGCCCUUUAACGACUCCUGCGUCCCAGCCCUGGAAGGGGCUCGUUUCCAAAUAUACAACCAAAGCAAACCGGUGGAGGGUGACUUGAACGUGCGCAUUAUUAGUGGUUACAUCAAUUGCAAAGGGAAUCCCCAUUACAUGUUACAAGAAAGUGAAGGUCCGGAUGAUGAGUUUUUCAUACAGAAAGAUGGUCUCCUGUGGCAUCCCUCUGAGGGGCUUAUGGUUGCGCUGGAUUCCUAUUGCGUGGAUGAUUUUGAUGGAGACCGCACCGCUUUGAUUUGCUUUCCAGAGAAGAACCCGAACACUGUGAUUAAUAUUACUGGCAUGGUGAUCUCGAUGCCGUUCCUACUAGCCACCUUUCUGAUCUACGCCCUAAUGCCCGAUUUGAACAUGCACAAUAAGUCGCUGAUGUGCUACGUGCUCUCGCUUCUUCUGGCUUACAUCUGGAUUACGCUAAUCAAUUCGGUCGCAUUGGAGGGAUUGGGCUGCACGGCAAUGACAUUGUGCUGCCUCUACUUCUUUACCGCUUCGUUCUUCUGGAUGAACGUGAUGUCGAUCGACAUCUGGCGAACGUUUAGUGGUAAGCGCGAUAUUUCUGGUAACACAAAGGAGCACGCCCGAAAGCUAUUUCUAAUAUACAAUGCCUACGCUUGGGGCGUUCCUUUCGUUUUGGUCUCACUGGUGGUGAUCCUGAACGAGUGUACUAGUAAGGAAAACUGGUACCAUCCGAGCAUAGGACAAGGUCUAUGCUGGUUUUACGAGAGCAUUCCGGAACUGCUGUACUUCUAUGGGCCGAUGGCGUUAAUUAUCGUUUUGAAUCUGGUUCUCUUCGGAGUUACCGCUUUGAAAAUAAGAAAGAUGCAAAAAGACACUCAGAUGUUGAGGAGUGGGCAGUACAAAAAGCAUAGCGAGGAUGAACAAAGGCAAUUCAAGCUUUACAUACGAUUGUUUUUGGCCAUGGGCGUUAAUUGGAUAAUGGAAAUUGUGUCGUGGACCGUCAACUGGAAGGUUGGCUCGAUACCGCGCAGCGUGUGGUACCUCACCGACUUUUGUAACGCGGCCUAUGGGGUAGUUAUCUUUUUCAUCUUUGUCUUUAAGAAAAGGAUAUGGAAGACACUGAGGACGAGGUACCCAUGCGGAAGCAAACAAAGUUGCAAAGAUGAAAGUGACUUGACUGCUACUUUAUAGAGUACUACCUCUCCGCGUGUCCUACGUUAAGAAUUUUAAAAAUGUUUAGAAUCUGCAGUGUUUUUCAAUUAAAACG